This is a messenger RNA of Equus caballus (horse), 10087 nucleotides long. NCBI's taxonomy places the organism in Eukaryota, Metazoa, Chordata, Mammalia, Perissodactyla, Equidae. The record is from RefSeq and is a predicted model, not a curated record.
UGUAAAAAAGUAUUUUAAAAAUAAUUUCAUGAAAAGAAUAUGAAAUCAUAUUUUGUUUCUUGUUUUCUUUGAUAAUAGCCAGUCAAGAGAUAAAUGAAUUGCUGAAGGGUACUGAGUGUAGAACUUAGGUUUUUGAAGAUACAUUGUGAAGCAUAAGUGAAACUGGUUACUUAGAAUGGACUAGCUGGGGCUCUCGCCGGGGACUGUGGCCGCAGUCUCUUGGUGGUGGAGUCGACAGCUUGGGAAGAGUGUUGAGGUUCGAGGAGGGUUGCAGGGAUGCUGCAGAUGUUGCUCAUCUGUCCGUGCCGGCAUGUGCACACCUGCAGCGAGGGGGUCGUCUUCUAAAGUGUGUGAAAGCUCACUGGGGCCAGACUGCUUCCAGAUUUACCUCCUGCUCACUCUCUUCUCUUUUCCACUCUGCUCUUCUGCUGCAUCCUUGCUCUCAUUUGUUUAAGCCGUUUUUGUAGGGGAAGUCGUUCUUGUGGAUUUUGGAUUUUCUUGUAAUAUGAAAAAUAGGGAAUCACUGAGUUUUCUAUUAAGGAGUUUUUUCUUUUCUAUUCAGUUACUGUUACCAUUAGUAAGGUGGUUAUAAAGGAAACCUAGUGAAUGUGUUCUUUAGGGAAUACCAGUGAAAGAGAAACAUCUGGAAAGUUCUGUACAAUAGUAAAAAUGGAAACAGAUGCAUAAUUGCUACCCUGCCUCCUGUCAGAAGUCUCUGUUAUUAGUAAUUUAGGAAAAAUUUUAUUCUGCCUACCCACAAGGAAAGGUAAAUAUAUACUCAUAAUAUUAAAUUGUUGAAACUGAAGUGAAUAGUUUUAUAUUAAUCCUAGAGAUUUCAGUGAACAAUCUUACAUUUCCAAGAGUAACAAUUUUGCCAGUAAAAUUUAGGAAUUCAAAUAUAACAACUUUGACAUGACUUUCAAAACAGAUGUAAAUUCUUUAACUAAAAUAAUUUAUAUGAUUAAAAAAAGUAGCAUAAUACUACUUUCAAAAUGAUAUGAAAAUAAGCCCCAAAUACAGAAUUCUAAAAAAAAAAACCUGUGGAUUUUUUAGCAAGUAGUUUUUCUAAUAUGAAAUAUAAUCAGAUUUGGCUGAUGAAAUGAAUACUGUUCCUGAAUGGCGUUCUGUUUAGUAGGUGUUCUCUUUUUCCCAUUGCUUCCCCCCCCCCCACCCCCCACUGUUUCUCUGCUUGAGCUGGAGGGGUCUCAGCAGCAAAGGCAUCUGCUUUCCUAGGGUCAGAGUUUUCAGUGGUAGUUCCUCUGUCUUUGACAUAAGACAGUAUGGUUAUAUUAUAUGAGGUCUGUAUUGCCCUUUGGAAGUCUAAAUAAUCCUUUUAAAGUCAAGUUUUUAUAAAGGACUAAACUCUCUUAAACAUGUUAUUUAUGUUUCUGUGCUGUUUUUAAAUUACGGCUUCUCAGUCAUUCACAGAUUUUACAAAUGGAUGUCAGGUACCUGCAGUGAGCUAGGCACUACCACAGACAAAAGUCUUUUGCCUCAUGGAGCUUACAUCCUUUAAGUCCUAGUAAAUAUUCACUAAUGCCCUCCUUCAGAAGUGACUCUCUCUUUCUUUUUAUUCCCCGAGGAAUUCAUUUUUGCUAUUCUCAUGGCAGCCAGCAGUGCUUAGCUUCUAAUGUAGCAGUAUUCAGGUGUAUCUGUCUGGACUAGAAUGUGAAAGAUUUAGAUAUGUAUGUACUUUUACAUGCAGUUUUUGUGGUUAAAAGGAAGGAGAGAGUGAAAAGUUGCUAGAUAAAAUGAACGGGAUGAGUAUUAAAGUUAGCAGCGAGCCAGCACCGUGUAAUGGAGAGAUGACUGGAACGUGAGUCAAAGGACAUGUCAUCACCUAGUUCCAUGAAUUGGUGACUCACUUGCUGCUCCUUUCCUCAGUGAACUAACUCGUCGUAACACUGAGAGGGAGUGCCUGCCAUGUCAGCUUCACAUGACGUGUUUGUAAACAACAGAUACUGUUACUACUGGAGCUUCCUUUUGGAAAAUUUACCUCCAGAUACUGCCAUGAUGUCUGAAAUAGUACAGGUGGAUAUUAAUAAUGUUAAUCAUCCGUGAGAACGUAGAAGGUGGCAAGAACCUGAAGGACUGGGAGAGUUGGAGCCGCCGACUACUGCAUCCUGAAAGGAAGAGGUCUCUUCAGGUAGAGGGCCCAGGAUGGGAACGGAGAACUGAAGGGGAGGAAAUGAAGUUGAGGUCUGAGAAUUACAAGAUGUAUGCUACAACCUUGAAGAAUAAGAAUUGUGUGUUUAGAAGCAUUUAGCGAUCCAGAAAACAUCAUUAAGAUGCUGAUUUGCUGCUUACCAUUCAAUUUGAACGAGUUUACUGAAGUAUAGAGGCUUCACACUGUAUAUUCAGGUAUGAUGAAUUUUUCUGUAUAAUUUCUUCUAGUUCCCAGAUUUAGAAAGCCAAAAAAUGACCAUUGUGAUGGUAAUAAUAGUUAAUAGAUGGGACAUGUACUAUACUUCUGGACCUAUUCUGUCAUCCACUCUUCAUAACAAUUAGGAAGUAGUUGCUGCUAAUAACUUGUUUGCAGAUGACAAAACCAAGACAGAGAGAGAUUAAGUUACUGUCUGAGAUAACCCAGUAAGUAAAUGGUAGAACUGGCAUUUGGACUGGUCAUGUGGCUCCAGAUCUGUGCUCUUUACCACUACCUCAACUCCCUGGGAGAACAGAACGGACAAGGGUAUUCUUAAAAUGACUGAGGUAUUAAUGGAAAGCAUAAUGGAAGAUGAUUUAUUUAAUACAUGAAUUUGAUUCUCAUUUUUCCAAUAUUCACUGAUUUCUUUUUCUGUUGAUUGUUCCAGAAGACAUUUUUAAAAAUUUCCAUUAUUAUAGAAUUAGAGCAAUAUCUUAGGAAAAUAUUUUGUCUAACCAUAGUUCAUUAUGAUUUUCAGUGUCAUCAAAUCACUGUGUGUAUGACAAGACUUAACUAGACGAUGAACAAUUAGUUUUUAAUACAAAGUUUGAUAAGUUAAAAAGAACCCUGCACAUUGAAAAUACUGUAGUUAUACCAACCAUAUGGAUUAUUCAGAUUUCCUAGAUUAACUCUGAAUUUGAGUAAUUAUGGAUUUGUUUUUUGUGACUUUCAUGCAGUGUCUAAGAGAAAUGCUUAUCACACCAACAAAAUAAUUUUUUAUGGAGCCUCUUGUUAUUUAAAGUGGGAAAACAACCAGAAAAUCCCUCUAAUUUUAUUAGUGUUUUUUAACUUUUUUUAAACAUGCAAGAUGCUUUUGAAGUAAGUAUAUCUUUGUCAUUUAGUGAAAAAUAGAAUUUUCCUAGCAGGAAAACUGAACGUUGCGUGUCUUUGAUUGGUUUCCAUUCAAGAACUGGCAGAAUCUCAGAGAGUACUUUCUGAAUCAUGGUUGUUUCUAUAUAUUUAAGGCAGAACAGCUAAUUUGGCCUAAAUAUAAGGAAUUAAAAUGAUAUUUUAAUCAACUUUUCAAGAUAGAAAACUGCUCUUUUUUCUUUCAAAGGCUUGUGGGUGAAAAAGAUGCAGCCCAAGAGCUGUGGCAAUGAAGGGAGCUGGGUUCAAGUUCUAGGCUUAGGCGAAUAUUUACCCUCUCUAGGCCUCCUUUCCUUCAGCAGUAAAAUAAGCCCAUUGAUUUCGCCUCAGUGGAUGGCUGUGGUCCCUUACAGCUCUAAAAAUAAUCUUUGUGGAAUUGGCUGAGAGCUCCUGGAGGAGUUUACAAGUGAAAUGAAAGACUCUUAAGGGUGAGACAGUUUCAACCUGACUGUGCACCUGACCAAAUUUGCCAGGCUUUGAAAAAUGCUGAUUCCCUUCUCUAAAGGAUUGUGAUUCUGAAUUCUAGAUUCCAGACUCGGGACUGUAUAUUUUUAAGAGACUGAUUUGUGAACCUAAUGGGUAGCCAAGUUUGGAACUACUGGUCUGGAAAAGGCUCCAAGGUUGCUGUCUUUUACUCUUCUCUCUCUCUUGCAGGGCUGGGGAGGAGGACAUCUUUCUGUGGACUGUUUGAUUUCCGUCUUCCUCAGAGGGGAGUGUGAUAGUCAUUAGUGUCUUUUCUAUUCCAGGAAGCAAGAAGUAUUCUAUCACCAGAUGAGGAAAAUCAGAAGCAGAGACUUUGUUUACCCGGUGCAGAUAACCUGGCUGGAAUUGUAGAAUAGUGAUUUGAAUUUAGUUUAUCUGAAGCAUUAUUUCCUGAAGAAAAAGUCCAGGAAAUGUAGUUAUAUCCUAAUAAUCUUCAAUUUAAUGGCACUAUGUUUGGGGAAAAUUGGAUGAACUUAAGCCUUUAUAGAGCCCAAACAAUGGGAUGUUCAGGAGAAAAUAAAUACCCAGUCUACCCCUGACUUCACGUGCGUGUUUCUGCCUUUAGGUUUCAAAGUGGUCAAGAGAGUGAAUGUAUCUGAAGUGGAUCUGUCUUGUAUAAAUCAUCAGCAGCAUUGUAUGCAACAGAUAUCAGCAGCAUAUUUAUCUGGUUCACACUUCUGCUGAAUCAUAACCCUUUGCCGCUGAGCUAUGACAAGAGAGGAAACAAAAAGUUAAAAGAGCAAGCCUGCCCUAAGUGAGAAGGUUUCCUUUCUCUUACCUUUCCACUGUCAUAUGCCAUGUAUCCUGAACAAAGCUCGCUGCCUGACCGGAAUAAUCUCUCUUGCCAGCUUAUAAUCAAAGGGAGUACCGAGAAAAACAGCUGAGCUGUAUUAGGCAGCCACAGUCUGGACUGCAUUUCUUAACUGCUGAAUAACACAUCACAGGUGCAGGAUUAGUGCUGCCCACGGUGCUGGUCUUUUUAGUGGAAACCCCUGGCAAUUCUGUGCCUCCUCCUCAUGUCUCAUCCCAGGGAACCUGGCAACGAUCUAUCAAGCUUACAGAAAUCAAAACAAACUUCCUUGAUAACAUGCUUUUGCGAAGUUCAGGAAAAUUAAAUGUGGGCACCAAGAAAGAGGAUGGUGAGAGUGCAUCCCCCACCCCUCGUCCAAAGAUCUUGCGUUGUAAAUGCCACCACCAUUGUCCAGAAGACUCGGUCAACAAUAUUUGCAGCACAGAUGGAUAUUGUUUCACAAUGAUAGAAGAAGAUGAUUCCGGGAUGCCUGUGGUCACUUCUGGGUGUCUAGGACUAGAAGGCUCAGAUUUUCAGUGUCGGGACACCCCCAUUCCUCAUCAGAGAAGGUCGAUUGAAUGCUGCACGGAGCGGAAUGAGUGUAACGAGGACCUGCACCCCACGCUGCCGCCCCUGAAAACCAGAGAUUUUGUUGAUGGUCCUAUACACCACAAGGCCUUACUUAUUUCUGUGACCGUCUGUAGUUUGCUCUUGGUCCUUAUCAUUUUAUUCUGUUACUUCAGGUAUAAAAGACAAGAAACCAGACCUCGGUACAGCAUUGGGUUAGAACAGGACGAAACAUACAUUCCUCCCGGAGAAUCCCUGAGAGACUUAAUUGAGCAGUCCCAGAGCUCGGGAAGCGGAUCAGGCCUCCCUCUGCUGGUCCAAAGGACGAUAGCGAAGCAGAUUCAGAUGGUGAAACAGAUUGGCAAAGGUCGCUAUGGGGAAGUCUGGAUGGGAAAGUGGCGUGGCGAAAAGGUAGCUGUGAAAGUGUUCUUCACCACUGAGGAAGCCAGCUGGUUCCGAGAGACAGAAAUCUAUCAGACGGUGCUGAUGAGGCAUGAGAACAUUUUGGGGUUCAUUGCUGCAGAUAUCAAAGGCACAGGGUCCUGGACCCAGCUGUACCUGAUCACAGACUAUCACGAAAAUGGCUCCCUCUAUGAUUAUCUGAAGUCCACCACACUAGACACUAAGUCCAUGCUGAAGUUAGCCUAUUCUUCUGUCAGUGGCUUAUGUCAUUUGCACACUGAAAUCUUUAGUACUCAAGGCAAACCAGCAAUUGCCCAUCGAGAUCUGAAAAGUAAGAACAUCUUGGUGAAGAAAAAUGGAACUUGCUGUAUAGCUGACCUGGGCCUGGCUGUUAAAUUUAUUAGUGACACGAAUGAAGUUGACAUCCCGCCCAACACUCGAGUUGGCACCAAACGCUACAUGCCUCCAGAAGUGCUGGAUGAGAGCUUGAAUAGGAAUCACUUUCAGUCGUACAUCAUGGCCGACAUGUACAGUUUUGGACUCAUCCUUUGGGAGGUUGCUAGGAGAUGUGUGUCUGGAGGUAUAGUGGAGGAGUACCAGCUUCCCUAUCAUGACCUCGUGCCCAGUGACCCGUCCUAUGAGGACAUGAGGGAGAUCGUGUGCCUCAAGAAGCUGCGGCCCUCCUUCCCCAACCGGUGGACGAGCGACGAGUGUCUAAGGCAGAUGGGGAAACUCAUGACAGAAUGCUGGGCUCACAAUCCUGCUUCAAGACUGACAGCCCUGCGUGUUAAGAAAACACUUGCCAAAAUGUCAGAGUCCCAGGACAUUAAACUCUGAUUUGAGGGGAAAAAUAAGCAUCUCUGGAGAAAGCCAGUCAAUAUUCUUCUGUUUGUGGGCAGAGCAAAAGAUCUUCCAAAAGCAUCCAUAGUACAAGCCUUGAACAUGGUCCUGCUUCCCAGUGGGUUCAGCCUCAACUCUCAGUGAGCAGCCUGGACAAAGACAGAGAAGUUCCCGGAAACACGGAUCCGUUGUGUCUGUGUGUAGGAAGGAGAAGCCGCUUGGGUAACUUGUUCAAGAUACGAUGCAUGUUGCUUUCUAAGAAAGCCCUGUAUUUUGGGAUUGCCUUUUCUUUUUUUUUUUUUUUUUCAAAAAAUGCUUUAAUUUUGCCAAAAUAAAUAAUGUAGAUGUUUUAAGGCUUAUAGUUUAAAUUCUAACAACAAAAAUUCUUCCCAGAAACUCUGCUGGAAGGUAAAUUAAAGUGUGUUUUUCCAUUGGUGAAAAUGUGUUGCACUCUCAAACCAAAAGACAGUCUGUGAAAUUGGAGAUCAUAGACUGAACUCAUCUUGAAAGGCCUGGCCCUUGCCGCCUCCGACCACUCUGGCCAGCCCUGCCUUGAGGCUGCCUCAGCAAUGUGAAUGCACCUGGGUACAAACGCCACCUGCCUGGGACCACAUUUUGGGAUUCCCUGUCCUUUUGGAGCUUCAGAAGAGAUGGAACAAAUGAAGGUUUUAUGUGACUUUAUUAGAACUAAGCGUUGAAGCUGUUCUUCAAAACCACUUUGUGUUUCUGAUUCUGUUAGGCAUUUCUUUCAUGGUGAAAUCCCUUCCUUUUCAUUAAACACAAACAAACCGUUGUUUAUGUGCAGACAGUUGACUCAUGCGUGCUUUUGACCUCUCAAAUGAAAGGAUCGAUAUUCAAUAAAAUAGCCAUCAGUUGAGUUGAAGACAAAGCGCUUUAAAAUUGAGCUAAUUUGCUCUUGUGCUGUAAGGAGUUCCCAUCCACAAGGUAGGGAGCGAGGGAGGAGGUGCAGGGGCCCCAGGGAGAGGAGGCACCCCCUAUCUUGUACAGAUGAAGACGGUUUCUUCUUGUUAUUGUCUGUCUUUUUUGUGUCUGAGUUAAGGGAAGGAAAGGAAGGAUAUGUCAGUUUAAUUUAACUAAAUUUUAAUUUAAAAAUAGAUAAAUAUAACCUCCUACUGGGACAGCCGAAGAGAGCUGUUGGAGGCCACAAAAUAUUCUGGCUGCUGUGAUUUACUAUUCUAGCAUAGAUAUGGAUCAAAUAUGUCCAUCUUAAGUGAUAAUUUUACAUGCUAGGAAUGCUGACUCAUUUUAUUGUAUUCUCAUGAUGUUCAAUUCACUUUCUAAUUUAUUAUUUUUUUCUUCUCUGUGGCACUUGUGCAAAACAUGUCUUCACCUACUCAGUUAUACGGGGUUUUAACUUUUAGGCAACACGAGUCAAGUCAUUGACAGGGCCAACACUCCUUAGCAACAGGAACCGAAAGUUCAAAUUGUACACAUCCCUCUCAACUUGAUUCAUUUACAUUUUGUUGCUGUGGUUUUCUUUUGCUUCUUAGAAAUUCUGUAGUGUUUAGUAAAGAAUUGGGAAGUAGUUCUCCUUGGCCUUUUUAUUUUGACGUUCCUUCCAGAAUGCUCCAGGGGGCACUGUUUUAUAACACAUUUCACCACUUGGUAACUGAAAGAUGGAAGGUUUUUGAAAAUUGGACAGCUGCAUGAAAAAUGAGAGAAUGUUUUUCUCACUUCUGAAGUGGACUUGCAGCUGGUGACUUGUGCAUCCAGAGAACAUCCCAGAACAGAGAGUGUUGUGAGUUGUGUCUACAGUUUGGGAGAAUCAUAAGGAGAAACAGAGUGGUCUGUACUCAGCAUCCACUUCCCAGGGUUUCAUAGCCGCAUUGUGUUUGUAACAAAGAAAGAAGAUUUUCUUAAUCUUUGAAUAUGAAAAAAAUUUCUGUUUUUUCAAAGAUGAAAAACAGUUGGUUCCAAAUAUUCUUGUAAUCAGAAUGCUGCUUUUAUUGAUGUUAAAAUAGCCUGAAUAGGAACGUAAAGGUUCCUUUCCCUUGUUUCGAGUUGUCUUCUUUGUGACAGCUUAGAAGGAAUGUGUGGCUAGAACUACGUGUGAUGAUCAUCUGAGCCGUGGAGAGAAACUUCAGUGCCUCUAAUCAGAUCGUCUGCAAACAAGUACCCUUUAGGCCAGUUAAGUGGGGACAUGUUUGUGUUUCUCAGUUUUCCCUACGUUUAAGUGAGGUUGGGCUUACCUCUUAGAUAAAAAUGUGUUUUCUUUUUGGUAGGCUCUUCUAUGUGAAUAACUUCAAAUUAGGAUAUUUUGUGAGGAAGUGAUGAUUUGAAAAGUAAACUAGAUUUCUAGAGAGGCAUUGGUUCCAGUGAAGAAUGGGAGGAAAUUAAAAGAGUACCCACAUUUCUUCUAUAUUAUUUGUUUAGUUGCUUUGGAAGAAUCAAUAGCUUACUUUCUAAUGCUCAACCAGAUUCACAAUGAACAUUUAAAAGUUAUCCCUGAGAUACUUAAAAAGACCCAUUUAGCUGUCAUAAUCUUUCAAUGAGACAAGAAUGUUUUUAUGAACAGAUUUUUCUAUCUUACUGAAAUCCACCUUACGUAGGGAAAACUAAAUUGUUCUUAUCGAGACUACCUACUCACUUCCGAAUAAUCCUGUUUGAUUUUUACGUUUCUAGUGGCUCAGAAGUGAAUUUUAUUUCACUAUUUUCUUUUGUCUUUGAAUAGGAUAAAUGAGAACAUGGAAAUUAAUAAUGUAGUUGAUUGCUUACUUUCAGGACUAUUUCAAAGACUAAGAUUUUCUUCUAAUUGCUCUCCCCCCAAAAGGAAUCCUAAAUAUUAGUUGUUAGCUAAUAUAAGUUUUGUAUGCUAAGAUAUUGAGGUUUAUAGUUUAUGUAUGUGUGUGUAUAUUAUAUAAAUAUAUAUGUAUAUAUAAAUAUUAUGUUCAGUUUGGAGUCUGGCACAACUCCAUUAUGUGGAUUAGAGAGUAAAAUAUUAUGGAUGAUAAAGUACUAAAUGAAACCUAAUAUUUAUUUAUGAAAGUGUGUAGAUUGUUAAUUUACAAGUGGCGGUGCUGUGCACACUGUGUGUGAGGAGACAGGCCUCUGACCGCCCAGAAAGCACCGCUCAGAAGUCACGAGUGACCGUUCUUUUCAUUCUCAAAACAUCAAGCUUGGUAGAAAACAGGCUAAGAUUGUAUUUGCAAGGAAUUCUUUGAGGCAUUUCUGCUGUCUGUAGUCAGGUAAUAGCAAGUACUGAAUAAUGACCGAGUUUCACGUUCCUGGAGUCAUGCAUAUGCAUUAGAAGUUGCAGUGUUUUAUGUUGUGGGUCUGCUCUGGUUCUUCUCUGUUUGUAGGUGGAAAGGCACUGAAAGAAGUACAGUGUUUUAAGCUUGAAUUGUUCUGUAGUUAUAUCUCCUUUGAAAACGCAGUCACACAGCAGUGGACGUGAAAGCGUGACACUAGAAGUGAUUUAAUUUAGCAAUUAUGAUUCCUCUUGUAAAACAAAACAAUAAAACAAUGCCAUAUUUUUUGGAGAGAAUUGGCAAUAUAUAAGGGGUUUUGUUGCCUGUCUGUUUCAGAAGAAGACUCCUUUGUGUUCUUUUGGGAACCAGUGCCUUAUUGAAUUUGUAUAUACUGUAAUUAUUCAGGACUAGGGAACAAACAAUUGUAUUGUAUUUGUUACAAAUUGUAUAUGGCUUUGUUUUAACAUUCCCCCAAAUAAAAUGGUUUCAUUCUCCCCUUGGAAAGAA